UAUAAAGCCAGCCGGUCCCGGUGCCUUGGACGAAAUCUUAUGCCAAGCUCAUCAGCAAGACUUGGUUACAGCCAAACACAGAAAGCGCCCAACAAACCAGACACACAUCUUCUCAGUCACGCCACGCCCUCCUCCUCAUCACCGCCAUGCGUCUCUCCACCUUCUUCGCCGCGACCUUGCCCGCGCUCGCCGCGGCCGACUUUUACGUCACGGACUGGGUCUGCCAGCUCGGCUUGGACUCGGACUACGACUCCGGCGUGACCAACAACUUCUUCCAGAUGGACACCGAGGGCGCCUGCAAGACUCGCUGGCAGGUCAACCCGGACGGCAACGACUGGCACGGUGCCAACCCUUGCAACGCCGACCAAGAGGACCCCCUGACGCUCCGCAACACGGGCGAUGGGGCCUGGGACCUCAUUGUCGACAACACGGGCAUCCAGGUCGGCACCUGCGGCUGGUCCAACAGUGACGACAUUAAGGGCGCAUGCACCAGCAUCAACUAUGGCUGCGUCGUCAACUCCAGGAUCAAGUGCAGCACUGCGUACUGCGUGGGUUGAUCAACGAUGGGCGGACGACAUGGAUGGGACCGCGUUCGGUCGGUCCAUACGUAUGUGCGAGACCGUGGCACUGGUGGAGCCUCGGCGGGUAGUUUGAAGUUUGCUU
Emericellopsis atlantica is the source of this 663-nucleotide messenger RNA. RefSeq lists its product as uncharacterized. Lineage: Eukaryota; Fungi; Ascomycota; Sordariomycetes; Hypocreales; Bionectriaceae. Bases 147 to 557 code for a protein of 136 amino acids. The transcript has a single exon. The record is from RefSeq and is a predicted model, not a curated record.